AUGGUUGCGUUGGCGUGGCUACAAAGCAAUCCAAGUCGCUGGGCUGUGUUUGCUGCGAAUCGCGUCGCCGAUGUACAGGAAGUUUUACCGGCAUCACAUUGGAGGCACGUCGCCUCAGAGCACAAUCCCGCUGAUUGCGCAUCGAGGGGUAUUACACCAUCGCAGCUUCUUCUGCAUCCCUUGUGGUGGCAUGGGCCACCUUGGCUACGGGAGGUCAACAGUCGUUGGCUGAUAUCCGCACAAAAACACACCACGGAGCUCGAGUUAAAAUCAAAGAAGACCGUUGCGCAUCUAACACAAACCGCUGACGAAUGGGAUCUGUUGACCAAAUAUCAUUCAUUUAACAAACUUAAACGUAUAACCGCAUAUCUAUUGCGCUUCGCCAACAACGCACGCAGCACCGCUUCACAGUCUGGUGCAGGCGCACUAAACACGGGCUGUUUAACUUGCGCCGAAAUACGAAGUGCCGAAGUAGCAUUGGUUAAACAAACCUGUACCGAUGCGAAGCAGCCUAGCACGAUUGCAACCGUUUCUAGACUCAAAGGAUAUUCUACGUGUAGGGGGCCGCAUCAAAAACGCCGUGCUUCAGACGAUGUCAAGCAUCCUAUAAUAUUGCCGAAGAAUUUGCCGCUCACUAAGGUAAUUGCUGCUGAGAUACACAUCACAACAUUGCACGCUGGACCGCAAUUUAUGCAGACCGUACUUCAACGACGAUUUUGGGUAGCCGGUAUUCGAAACCUUGUUCGUGGGGUAUAUCGCCGUUGUACACGUUGCAGACGACUCAGCUGCAAGCCAAUACAACAACUCACGUCUGAUUUACCCGCGAGUCGCGUCACCUCUACGCGUUGUUUCCUGCACAGUGCGGUCGAUUUCGCCGGUCCUUACGCCUUGAAAUUUACGCAUGGAAGAGGCGCUAAAUUUACGAAGGCGUACAUCUGCUCAUUUAUAUGUAUGAGUACUGGUGCAAUGCAUCUCGAGGUGGCUGGAGACCUCUCCUCAAUCACCUUUAUUGCCGCUUUUAAGCGUUUUACCAACAGAAGAGGCUACGGUCAGCAUAUUUACUCCGACAACGGCACUAACUUCGUGGGUGCUGAGAAGGAGCUGCGGAUCGCAUACGAACGCUGCAUCAAUGACGACAAGGUGUCAUCAUAUUUCGCCGACGCUCAAACGACCUGGCAUUUCAACCCCCCGAGCGCCCCACACAUGGGUGGCUGGUAUAAAACGCGUUAA
Molecule: messenger RNA, 1230 nt
Organism: Rhagoletis pomonella (apple maggot)
Lineage: Eukaryota; Metazoa; Arthropoda; Insecta; Diptera; Tephritidae
Exons: 2
Coding region: 1-1230 (409 amino acids)
Molecular function (GO): nucleic acid binding
Source: RefSeq, a predicted model, not a curated record